Molecule: messenger RNA, 2557 nt
Organism: Zootoca vivipara (common lizard)
Lineage: Eukaryota; Metazoa; Chordata; Lepidosauria; Squamata; Lacertidae
Gene: PLEK
Product: pleckstrin
Biological process (GO): intracellular signal transduction; actin cytoskeleton organization
Cellular component (GO): plasma membrane
Source: RefSeq, a predicted model, not a curated record
CGAAAGUGACAGCUGUAUAAAUGUAGCUCGUGAAACCUUUGCAUUGUCAGAUGCGUUUGAAUUCUGCUGGAUCAGAAGGAGCAGCACAGCAAUGGAACCCGAGCGAGAACCCAGGCGUAUCAGGGAAGGAUAUCUCGUCAAGAAGGGUAGCAUGUUUAACACCUGGAAACCUAUGUGGGUAGUCUUGUUAGAAGACGGAAUCGAAUACUUUAAGAAGAAGACAGACAACAGCCCUAAAGGAAUGAUUCCUCUGAAGGGAAGCACCUUUACAAGUCCCUGCCAGGAUUUUGGUAAAAGGAUGUUUGUCAUGAAGCUCACUACUGCCAAGCAACAGGACCACUUCUUCCAAGCCUCUCAUCUCGAGGACAGAGAUGUCUGGGUAAAAGACAUCAAGAAGGCCAUUAAGUGCAUUGCGGGAGGUCAACGAUUUUCUAGGAAAUCUACCAGGAAGUCUAUUAAGCUUCCGACAACCAUCAACCUGGGUGAACUGUAUCUCUCAAUGAAAGACCCCGACAAAGGGAUACGAGAAAUGAAGCUGGAAAAAGACAAGAAAAUUUUCAAUCACUGCUUUACAGGUAGUUGUGUGGUUGAUUGGCUCCUGUCAAACAACUCUAUCAGGAAUCGCCAAGAGGGUCAAAUGUUGGCAUCUGCCCUGUUGAACGAAGGUUAUUUUCAGCCUGCUGGAGAUAUAUCCAAGAGUGCAGUUGAGGGCCUGUCAGAAACUUCCUUCCUUGACCACGAAGACGCCUAUUACUAUUUUGCAGACAGUGGAUUCUUCAGUGAAGGGAAUUCCAGCGACGAUGAUGGGAUUUUCAAGGAAGAAUUCAGAGGCACAGUGAUCAAACAGGGAUGCUUACUGAAACAGGGGCACCGGAGGAAAAACUGGAAAGUACGAAAGUUUGUCCUGAGAGAAGACCCUGCCUACAUGCAUUACUACGAUCCUGCAGGGGGGGAAGAGCCACUUGGAGCCAUUCAUUUGAGGGGUUGUGUGGUGACAGCGGUUGAAGAUGCCCCAGAUGGCAAGAAAAACGAUGUUGGGGGGAACCUGUUUGAAAUCAUUACCGCAAACGAGGUCCACUACGUCUUGCAAGCAGCCACCUCGACAGAACGUACAGAAUGGAUCAAGGCCGUUCAAGUGGUUUCCAGGACUGGAAAGUGAAGAAAGAUAAACUCUAGCAAAAUACUAGUGCCUCUUGUUCAAAGGGUUUCCCCACACAACUGGCUAACUGUAGCCUUGUUCUCGUUCACGGAUACCAGGGUGGUUAUAACUCUGAAACUUUUAUUUGACAAUAACCUGUCUUAGAAUUAGCACAGUAUUUCAUAUGCUUGUUCGCUUUCUAUACCUCCCCGUUAUCCAAAACAGGAUCAUUUGGCCUUGUCACAACAGUCUGUAAAGUUUUCUCAUGUACCACCAAGUAAAGUAGAGCUACUUUAAAGCAGAUGCAUGACUAAGAGUUACAUAACCCUUAUGAUUUCUGCAUAUAGUAGUGGUUUGGGGGGAAUUGUUUCUAAAAUGAGUUUUGUAUUUUAAAAAAACCCUAAUCCUCUUCACAUAUAUGUGUGCCUGUAAGAAGACCCAACUGAAAUAAAUGGAGUUCUAUUUGAUCUAAUAGUAUUAGAACUACAGCUAAUGUCAUGGAUAUAUAUAUAUAUAUAUACACAGUGGUACCUCUACUUAUGAAUAACUCUACUUACGAAUGUUUCUACUUAUGAAUGGAGCUCCAUCCGCCAUCUUGGAUGCGGUUUAGAUAGGAUUUUUUCUACUUACGAAUUUUUAGAUAGGGUUGCUUCUACUUACGAAUUUUUUCAACUUAUGAAUGUGCGUUCGGAACGCAUUAAAUUCGUAAUUAGAUGUACCACUGUAUGUAUAUAUAUGUAUAUAUAUGUGUGUGUGUGUAUAUAUAUGUGUGUGUGUGUGUGUGUGUGUGUGUGUGUAUAUAUAUAUAUAUAUAUAUAUAUAUAUAUAUAUAUAUAUAUGAAAAAUGAACAAACUUGCUUUUCUGUCUGUUUCUUUCUUUCUUUGAUGAGCCAAUGAGAAGAAUGAUGAGGAUUAUUAUUUUUAAAAUACAUACAUAUACUGUAUAAAAAUACACACACACUGUCUCACCCACACCCACAUCCACACAGCCAGCACUACUGUGGUCAUUAAACAGGCCACGAGUAUGGCUUGUAACUUUAACCCAAAGCUGUAACCCAAAGUUAUAAUGGGGAACUAGAGCUGGCCCAAGACACCUUGCUUCCUGAGGUGAACCAGAAAAUGCACCCCACCCAGAACUGUAGUUUGUCAAGGGUGUUGGGUUAGAGCAUAGAUAGGAAUAUCAGGCUCAUGGAGUCUUUUUUACUUUAUUUAUACUUAUGCAUCAUACAAUUAAACACAAAAAAACCCAAAUCAUACAAAUAAACAGAAUAAAGCCAGAAAUAUAGAUACAAACAUAAUGACAUGAACUGCAGUCAAAAAUAUAAGCACUAUACUCUCCUAAGAAAAAGGAAAAAGAGAAAAGAAAAAGAAGAAAAUAAAAAAUAAAAAUAAAAAGGUGACUUCUAACUAACUCCAUGU